AUGGGUGGCACCAACACGUGCGGGGAUUCGGGAUACUUCAACACGGAUGUGGAUAUGGGUGGCACCAACACGGGCGGGGAUUCGGGUGGCACCAACAUGGGCGGGGAUUCGGUUGGCUCCAACACGGAUGUGGGUAUGGAUGGCACCAACACGGGCGGGGAUUCGGGUGGCACCAACACGGGCGGGGAUGCGGGUGGCACCAACACGGGCGGGGAUUCGGUUGGCACCAACACGGGCGGGGAUUCGGGAGGCUCCAACACGGAUGUGGAUAUGGGUGGCACCAACAUGGGCGGGGAUUCGGGUGGCACCAACACGGGCGGGGAUACGGGUGGCACCAACACCGGGGGGACUCGGGUGGCACCAACACGGAGGGGUGACCCAAACGAGGUUAUUUUAGAAACAUUCCCAGACCACAGAUCUCACAAAAACUCAAAAUAUAUCUGGAUAACACAGAAAACGGGGAAAAGUUUGGAAUACGAUUUUAUUCAAAACUCCACAAUCAAAACAGUAUUAGACUCUCCAAUAGUGUUGAAACCCGCGACACAAGCAGAUGAAACAGACGUUAUAUGGCCAAGUUUGGAUCGUUACGAGGACGAUAGGAUAGUGAAACAGAUGAAAUUUAAAUCUAAGUCCGUCUUAAAACUAGAAAAACUCGGCAAAAAGAUACCGGUGAAAAAUAUUUUGCUGUACAAUGGCUAUAAUGACUGGGGAGUCAAACCUGGACGAACAUCAUUCGUGGAACAAAAGUGCCCCGUUAGCGCGUGCGCGCUGACGGACCGCCGAGUGCACGGACGGAAUGCGGACGCUGUUCUGUUUCGCCAGGAGCCGCGUGUUCCAUGGACGAGGCGGCCGCCUAAUCAGCGGUGGAUCCUUUUCUUGUUGGAGGCGCCAUACUUCACUCCAAACUUGGACCGCUUCCGGGGACUCUUCAACUGGGUCUCCUCCUACCGACGGGAUUCCGACAUCGCCGCGCCGUAUGAAAAGUUUGUUAAAUACAACCCACCGCGACACACGCUUAAUGCAACAAGAAACUACGCGGCCGGAAAGACCAAGAAGGUCGCUUGGUUUGUUUCUAACUGCGAGGCCGCCAACAGCCGCCUAGAAUACGCCAAGGAGCUGGGCCGCCAUAUACAGGUGGAUAUAUACGGAAAGUGUGGCACCCACAAAUGUCCCAGAGGCAAAGACGCAUGUCUGCAGAUGUUGAAGAAAGACUACAAGUUUUACCUGUCCUUUGAGAACUCAAACUGCCGGGAUUAUAUAACUGAGAAAUUCUUCUUUACGGGCCUUCAGCAUGACGUCAUCCCUAUCGUGAUGGGCGCGGCUCCCGAGGACUACCGGCGCGCCGCCCCACAUUACUCGUUUAUCCACGUGGAUGAGUACCCGAACCCGCGAGCACUCGCAGACUACCUUCACCAACUGGAUGCAAACGACAAUGCUUAUAAUGAGUACUUCCGGUGGAAGGGAACCGGGGAAUUUGUCAACACAUAUUUUUGGUGUCGCUUGUGCGCCAUGCUCCAUGACGACACGCGACAAAUGACGACAUACGAUGACGUCAACAAGUGGUGGCGCGGGAAGGAUGUGUGUAUUGGAAAGGACAGAUGGGGCGAACACGCGGACAGAGGGCGCUACAUCUCAGACUUUUAUUCUUAG
This is a messenger RNA of Mya arenaria, 1650 nucleotides long. Its product is annotated as glycoprotein 3-alpha-L-fucosyltransferase A-like. Gene Ontology annotation, molecular function: alpha-(1->3)-fucosyltransferase activity. The transcript is spliced from 3 exons. Gene Ontology annotation, cellular component: membrane. NCBI's taxonomy places the organism in Eukaryota, Metazoa, Mollusca, Bivalvia, Myida, Myidae. Bases 1 to 1650 code for a protein of 549 amino acids. The record is from RefSeq and is a predicted model, not a curated record.